This is a messenger RNA of Aureobasidium vineae, 1377 nucleotides long. The record is from the annotation of a GenBank genome assembly. Lineage: Eukaryota; Fungi; Ascomycota; Dothideomycetes; Dothideales; Saccotheciaceae.
AUGUCACCACAACCACAGAUACCCGUCAUCGACAAUGCCAUCGGCUCGUCUCCAUCUGCAACCCCACUGCGCCCUCCCUCCCAGGCCGUCUCUGUGCCUGCCAGUAGACCCUCGAGCGAACAUUUCGGCACUGUCGUCACCAUCGAAGUCGGAUCUGAGAAGAAGGCCUUCGUCAUCCACAAGAAUUUGCUUUGCUUCUACUCCGACUACUUUCGUGCUGCCUCUAACGGCUCCUUCAAGGAGGCGACUGAGGGCAAGCUAUCUCUUCUCGAGGAUUCCGCUGAUCUCUUCUACAUCGCCAAUAGCUUCUUAUACACAAGACAGCUUCGUCAAGAACAUGGUCAGAUCUACUCGCAACUGACUUUGUUCGCUUCAACGGAGAGCAAUACCUCCUGGCAUCAAUCCCAAUACUCACCAUCAAACAUGGCAACUCCUCCAGUGGUAAUCGCAACCAUACAAAAGAAAGUGUGGGCGGGUAGUUUACCGCUCGAGAUCCGACUGGCAAGCGCAGACUGCAGAACCUACGACGAAACGGAUCCAUAUCUGUUACAUCUUCUAACUUCAUUCACAGNNAUAAACCUCCCCCGUCUAUCCUACCUCGCCUCUCUACUCNCCCGUCUGCACGCCUUUUUCUCUGCUCAGCUUAUAGAUCCCUCGAUACCAUUUCAAAACGCCUGGUUAUCCUUUGAGAAUGUGGCGUUGAAAUACCAUUACCCAAUCGGCUUACUCUACGACUUGUUUUCUGGCGCUGCACCUUCAAAUCCCGAGGACGAUGGCACUGAAGAACAAGAAUCACUGCCUUGGAAACUGGUAUUGAGGUAUUCAGAGUUUCCGGAUGAGCAGUUGAUGGGGUUGGAUGCGGAGGGCAAGGUGUUGAGGGAUUGUUAUGUUAAUGCUGUUAAAGAGGCAGAUGUGAUUCGCAAUGGCAAGNGGAAUGUGUAUAUGGGGUUGAGCAAAGAUGACUCGGAUGCGCUGUGGCAAGCAGUGCAGGAGCAUGAUCUGGCCAAGUUCAACACGAUAAACAACAAACUGCUCAAUCCACCGGGUACACCUCUCCGCAACAUCCCGAUCAAAAUCUACCUCCCUACAACGGCACCGACAUCAAGCUCUGGUGGUGAUGAGACAGAAACAGUACAGGCUAGUAUAAGGACAGUGCAAGGUCUUGUUGCUCUCUCUUCUGCAACGCGUCAACCGAAUACACUGGGCAUGGCCUUGAAUCAGAUACUGCCGACUGUGUUCCCUAGUAGGCGAAACCCAGUAUUGGCGGCGCCUGUGUUGCAUGGAGCGGUUGUGCCUAUGAAUGCACCGGUCGAGGACCUCAUGAGAGCUGCUGCAUUUACGGAUGGGUUCUUGCACAUUGUGGUUGUCAUGUUGUGA